AUGUUCCCUACACAUGAGUUCGUGGAGAUCCCUGAGAUCUACGCUGAUGGAAUUCGUCAACCGCUUCGGGGGCCCGUUGAUGCAGAUGAUGACCUACCACCGCUCAACCUUCCACCUGCCUUGGAUGAGCUCGACGUGAAUUUUGAAGAGAUUGACCUGGAUGACCCACAUGUCCCAGCUUAUAUGCCCCGUGAGGAAGAUUCCUGGGACUACAUCGUCGAACCCCUCUUGAGUGCACUGAUACUCCUACAAGGAGUUCCCUCCACCUUGAUCAUGUCUAUUCAUAUCCUGCUUCUGAAUCUCUACUGCAUUGCUACCGGUAAUGAUAGGCUGUUUCUUCGGCGACUCCUCCCAGUUGUUGUCGUUUAA
Messenger RNA from Fusarium musae, 369 nucleotides. RefSeq lists its product as uncharacterized. The record is from RefSeq and is a predicted model, not a curated record. The transcript has 2 exons. Bases 1 to 369 code for a protein of 122 amino acids. NCBI's taxonomy places the organism in Eukaryota, Fungi, Ascomycota, Sordariomycetes, Hypocreales, Nectriaceae.